CGGAUUUGCCUCAGUAAAAUUGACAUACCUUUAAAAAGUAAGUCGCACCACAGAUGAGGGUUAAACGCUGAGGACACCGGAGGAACCACAUCAGGCAGCAGCAGGUGCUAAAAUGUCUCAGCUGGACAGUGAAGAAGGGGCGAUUUUAACGGCUCUGCAGAAAGCUGCCGGGGAACAAAGAAGUUCCAUGAUAUACGCGUCUUUUAACUUUAUCAACUCCAUCAUAGGAUCUGGAAUCAUAGGUUUGCCGUAUGCUCUGAACCAGGCGGGGCUCCCGCUGGGCCUCGUGCUCCUCAUAGUGGUUGGGUUCAUCACCGACUACUCAAUCAUCCUGUUAAUCAAGGGAGGCAACGUGUCAGGGACCAGCAGUUAUCAGUCGCUGGUGAGGAGCACGUUCGGCUUCCCGGGUUUUCUGGUUCUGUCGGCGCUGCAGUUCCUUUACCCUUUCAUCGCUAUGAUCAGCUACAACAUCACCAUUGGCGACACGCUGACCAAAGUGUUCCAGCGGAUCCCAGGAGUGGGGCCCGAUCACAUCCUAGCGGAGCGCCACUUCGUCAUCCUGCUCUGCACCCUGGCGCUGACGCUGCCGCUCUCGCUCCACCGCAACAUCGAGAAGCUGGGGAAGGUGUCCUUCCUGUCCAUGGUGCUGACGCUGACCAUCGUCGUCGUGGCGAUCAUCCGGGCGGCGUCCCUGGGGCCACAAAUUCUCCCCACAGAGAACGCCUGGGUGUUUGCCAAGUGGAACGCCAUCCAGGCGGUCGGUGUGAUGUCCUUCGCCUUCAUUUGCCACCACAACAGCUUCCUCAUCUAUAGCUCCCUGGACCGGCCCACGCUGGCCCACUGGUCCCGGGUCACGCACGGCUCCGUGGGCUCGGCGUUGGUCAUCAGCGCUGCGUUCGCUGUGGCCGGCUACACCACCUUCACCGGCUACACGCAAGGUGGCAACACGCAGGUUCUUUCGCAUGUCCGCCCUAUUCCUUUAAACGGUUUGACCCGAAAGGUCAACUUUUCAGGAGACAUAUUCGAGAACUACUGCAAAAGCGACAACCUGGCAACCUUUGGACGCUUCUGUUUCGGCCUGAGCAUAAUAACCACGUUUCCGCUGGAGUGUUUCGUCACAAGGGAGGUGUUGUCCAAUGUGAUCUGCAGCAGGGACCUGUCCAAGGCGGAACACGUGGCCGUGACGCUCCUCAUCGUCGCCGCGUGCACCUCAAUAUCCCUGGCCUUCGACUGCCUGGGAGUGGUCCUGGAGCUCAACGGUGUGCUGAGCGCCACGCCGCUGAUCUUCAUCGUCCCCGCCGCGUGUUUCCUCAAGCUGUCGCCCGGGCGCCGGCUCCGCGGCGAGAACGUGAUGCCCGCCCUCCUGAUCGCCGCCGGCGUCUUCGUCAUGAUCACCGGCCUGACCAUGACGGGCCUCUACCCCCAAGACUGUUCACAUGGUGUGGAGAUGUUCUACUGCGCCGACGCCAAUGUUUCCGGCACUGUGCCGCCGUUAUGAUAGGAACGUUACAACAAUGGCCACAUUGUAUGAUGAAAGUAUGUGGAAAAACUUGACCCCCUCUGCACAGAGCCUCAACUUUAAUCCAGUCAACUAUGUGAUAAUGGCUGCUUUCAGGUCAACGGUGUUUGACCUGAAUACUCCCGCAGCCAUGGUGCAAUUAAAUAUUUAGAUCAUGUGACUCAAGGGUGUAUUGUGAAUGCGUUUGUUUUGUAAUUCUUGUACGUUCUAAUUCCCAUGUUCUGCCACCAGAU
This is a messenger RNA of Betta splendens (Siamese fighting fish), 1752 nucleotides long. RefSeq names its product solute carrier family 38 member 11 (gene slc38a11). The record is from RefSeq and is a predicted model, not a curated record. Gene Ontology annotation, biological process: amino acid transmembrane transport. The transcript has 11 exons. Gene Ontology annotation, molecular function: amino acid transmembrane transporter activity. NCBI's taxonomy places the organism in Eukaryota, Metazoa, Chordata, Actinopteri, Anabantiformes, Osphronemidae. Bases 113 to 1498 code for a protein of 461 amino acids.